CCAGCCUGCCGUGGAAGUUUUUUUCCAUAUUGAUUAGUUAUGUCGCUUUUGUUGUUUACCCGUUAAUUUUCCUAAAAUUGUGUUGAAAAAUAAAAAAAUUUGAUUUAAAAAAUCACGUGAAUACUUUAAAAAACGGUGUAACAUCCGCGGCUUUCCGAUAUUUUCCAAGGUGACGACGAACUGCACGAUUGGUAAGACAGUCGUGAAGCAACCCCAGAUGUCCACUGGAGUGGGAGGCGGAGGAAGCAGCAUCACUACUGACCACAGCCGAUUAUAUUUCCUCAAUUCGCCAUCAACACCGCUUUCCGCGCGCGAUCCAUUUUUCAUCAAGCCGGAAUACCUCAACUAUGAAAAUCCCAUGCACCACCUCUACCCUAGUAACAGGGGCUUAAUCGACUACAACAACUAUACGAGUGCUGCAGUAGCAGCAGCCAGUAAUAGCGGCAGUACAUCGACAAACGCCGUUGCAGCUGUCGCCGCCCUUAACUUAGAAAAUACUUUUCAACAACCUCAGUCACAGCAAUCGUCAUCUUCGUCAUCUCAACAACAGCAACAAACCGCUUCAUCUACGAGCCAGCAGCAAACGCCGCAAGGCCAACAGCACCCGUUGCAACUUCACGUCAGCACACCGCCAUCAAGUAGAGCGCAAAAAGCAGCUCGUCGGCGAAGCAACGAAUCAGUGGAGGCACGUCAGCGACGACUUGCAAGAAACGCUGCCCGGAUGCGCGAAAAACGAGCCAAAGAAAGUGAAGAAGAAUAUCGGGUUCGGCUUGCGAAAAAUGCGGAAGCGAACCGUGUACGACGUCAGAAUGAAAAUGAAGUACAAAGAACCCUAAGACUGAUGAAAAAUGCGGCUAGACAGCGGCUGCGGCGCGCUAGUGAGACCCAAGAUGAACGCAAAAAGCGACUAGCUAAAGCUGCUGAACGUAUGCGAACUGCGCGAGCUAAUGCACCAAAAGUGUAUAAGCCACCACUGGAGGAUCGCCUUAAGGGUUACUAAAUAUACAUAUAUACAUAUACGUUUGCAGCCAGCAUCAGAUCUAUCUCAUCAUGGACCAGAAGACGUAUGGUUUUGAUGUUAUAAACCAUCAACCAAUUAUAAUUGACGCAACAAACUUAUAAUAAUAACCGUUAAUAUAAUAAAUUAGUAACACAACAAAUCAGCUGGAUAGUAGGCAGAACAAGAUGCAAAAGGGAAAGGUUUGAACAGAAGGAUGGAUUUAGUCGCACACGCAUUGGCAUAAGUCCUGGUUACUUGGCUUUCACUGCGAUCGUAUCAUCAGAGGGUAGAGGAGGCAAAUUAGGGGCAACCCAUAUACGCCCCUCAUCCGAAAAUUUAAUUAAGUUUAUGGAAUAAAGUAUUUUUAUAAUGCAUGCAUUACAUUGAUAUAAAAUGAAAUGUAAUAAUUAUAAUAAUAAUAAUAUAACAAAUAUAUAGAAGCGUACAUAUGUAAAUGUAGUCGGUCACACAAACAAGCAAACAAACACACCAAUUAGUACCACAACCACACAAACACAAAUGAACGCAUUAUUAUAACUACAAUGUAGCACCUAUAGCGUUAUAUCUAAAUCUCCAACAGAUUAAUCUAAGCCCGCUAAAAAGCUCCUUAAUUAAUUAAAUUCCCAUUUGUGCUGAUGCUCUAGACAUUUCCGUAAAUGACAUGUAGUUAUAAUUCAACAUAAAAUUCGAUUCUGUAAUGAGAUGUUUUACUAUUAAAUACGCAAUACAUAUAGUCAAGUUAACUCCUACGUAUUUUUUUUUUUCAAUUUUAUUUAAGUUCUAGUCAAAAUUCAACUUUUAUCUUCAUUGUUUGAUGUAAUUAAUAAAUAUUUUCACAUUAUGUAAUAUGUACACUCUAUGCUGGAAUAAAGUUGCAUCAUUCACAUUUUUAAAGUAAA
Molecule: messenger RNA, 1899 nt
Organism: Anastrepha ludens (Mexican fruit fly)
Lineage: Eukaryota; Metazoa; Arthropoda; Insecta; Diptera; Tephritidae
Product: capping protein-inhibiting regulator of actin dynamics
Exons: 1
Coding region: 218-1000 (260 amino acids)
Source: RefSeq, a predicted model, not a curated record